ACGUCACAAGGCGGGAAGAGGUGUUUGUUUACGGAAGUAAUGCUGUUGCAUUCACGUCAGUCACAAGACUGAUGACUACAGUAAUUAAGCGAAAACGAAUUUAAUGAUAAUAUUUAUUUUUAGCAUUUAAAAAUGAUUCGCAAACGGCCAAGGGGAGAUGGGAUAGCGCCGCCAUAUUUAAGCAUGACCAGGAGAGAAAAAACAGCUCCUCCACCUGCUCAAUCCCAGUUCCACCUGGACCUCUGGUUCUCCUUCACUGUACAGAACUGGAUCCUGGACUUCGGGAGGCCUAUAGUGAUGAUUAUAUUACCUCUAGAAUGGUUUCCUCUGAACAAGCCCAGCGCUGGAGAUUACUUCCACAUGGCCUACAACGUCAUUACACCAUUUCUGCUGCUGAAGCUAAUGGAGAGAAGUCCCACCACGCUGCCACGCACUGCUGUGUACCUGAGCAUCAUCACGUUCGUCAUGGGCGCCAGCAUCCACCUGGUGGGGGACUCCAUCAACCACCGCCUGAUCCUCAGCGGCUACCAGCUCCACCUGUCUGUCCGAGACAACCCCAUCAUGAAGGACCUCAAUCCUCCCUCUCUGAUUGACUCCUUCGAGCUCCUUUAUUACUACGACGAACAUUUAGGACAUUCCAUGUGGUACGUCCCGUUCUUCCUCAUCCUCUUCCUCUACUUCACUGGCUGCUUCACACAAUCCAAAGAGGAGAAGAUGCCGCACUCGGGUUGGCUGCUGCUGGGUCCUAGUGCUCUCUAUUAUUGGUACCUGGUGACGGAAGGACAGAUUUUCGUUCUGUACGUCUUCACUUUCUUCGCCAUGGCCGCCACGGUGAUGCGUCAGAAGCGGAAAGGCUACGUGCUGGACAGUAACGGUCGCUUCCUGCUUUACAACUUCAUCAUCACGCUGGUCCUGGUGAUCGUUUGGGUCGUGUAUCUGUGGAACGAUUCCGUCCUGCGCAAAAAAUACCCCGGGAUCAUCUACGUACCAGAACCGUGGUCUUAUUACACAUUACAUAUCAAGGGCAGUUAGUAGGAGGUAACAGGAAGUCACUUAAGAGUCGUAUUAUUGCACAGAAACGUCGUCUCGAAGGUCCUGAGAGUGGUUUAUGAGAGGAGAGUGCGCGUUUGAGUAUUUUUGAAAAUCAAGUAUGUUCUGCUGUCUUUUUCCCCAUCGAUCAGAUUGAAAUCAGCCAAUCACACGCGUCCGUGAGCUCACGUAUACAGAACAGAGCCGUCACGACGACGAUGAUGUCAUACGAUGAUGAGGAGGAAUAAAUAAACAAAAUUGGGAGAACAUAUAGAAAAAUAAAUAAAAGAAAAAAAGGUUAAAUCGUCUUAAACGAUAUUUCUUUACAUCAGAUACAAGCAGAAGGUUCCUUAUUGCUGCUUUAAACCCUGGUCAGUAUUCCAGCAAGUGAUGAUAAUCAUCCAAGAGAUGAUUUUGAUCAGCGUGAUUUGUUUACAUUUUUCUCCUAUUGAUUUUAAUGUUGGAAAGAUUGCAGAAAAUGUACAUUCUCCAGUGUUUCCUGGGUGAAAAAUGGACAAAUGACCUCUGUGUGUUUGAGGGUUUUUAAAAAAAAAUAAAUUGUCCUACCAAAAAAAAAAAAAAAAAGAAGAAGAAUUUCAAAAAAAGUUACCGAUGAAAUGUGGAGAUAUCGACGAAGCACGAAACUUUGCGAGAGCGAAUAAACACAGAAAUAGUUUUAAAAGAACCGUAAAACACGUCAAAAGUUCUGCAGCGAUU
This is a messenger RNA of Ictalurus punctatus (channel catfish), 1746 nucleotides long. It is a transcript of the gene cln6a, whose product is annotated as CLN6 transmembrane ER protein a. The transcript is spliced from 7 exons. The record is from RefSeq and is a predicted model, not a curated record. Bases 133 to 1032 code for a protein of 299 amino acids. Lineage: Eukaryota; Metazoa; Chordata; Actinopteri; Siluriformes; Ictaluridae.